This is a messenger RNA of Ostertagia ostertagi, 156 nucleotides long. The record is from the annotation of a GenBank genome assembly. NCBI's taxonomy places the organism in Eukaryota, Metazoa, Nematoda, Chromadorea, Rhabditida, Trichostrongylidae.
GUGGUUACGGUCGACGGUGACAAGCGUAUUGUCAUAUACAGCAAGACACUCAUCAACAAAGGCGAUGAGAUCACGUACGAUUACAAAUUCCCAAUCGAAGAAGACAAAGUCGACUGUUUGUGUGGUGCUCCGAACUGUCGUGGAACUCUCAAUUAA